This is a messenger RNA of Diospyros lotus (date-plum), 834 nucleotides long. RefSeq lists its product as uncharacterized. The record is from RefSeq and is a predicted model, not a curated record. Bases 1 to 834 code for a protein of 277 amino acids. Lineage: Eukaryota; Viridiplantae; Streptophyta; Magnoliopsida; Ericales; Ebenaceae. The transcript is spliced from 5 exons.
AUGGGGCAUGUAGAGAGGGUUUGUAAGGCCAAGAAUCCAAAGCCUCGGCAAAACCAAAAGCUCAAGUUGCAGAAGAAGAACAUGAGUGGAAUCAAGAGGAGCGGAGCGAAUGUUGCUAUCUUUCUGAGAGUAGCUGUGAAAUGUGUCAAAAUUGGCAAUGGAGAUUGCAUAGUUGCUGGAGGAAAAAGAGCUAUGUUAGUCAACAUUUUAACAGUUAUAAAAACUAUUUCUGAUGUUCUUUAUGUCCCGAAUAUACAUCAGAACUUGUUUAGUGUUGGACAAUUGCUAGAGAAGGAUUACUCUAUUGUUUUUAAACACAAUGCAUGUGAAAUUACUGAUGUUGAUGGUUGUAAGCUUCUGCCUGUUGAAAUGAAGAACAAAAGCUUCCUUGCAGAAUUGAGUAAGGCAGGACUUAAUGCCUUUUCAAGUAUUCUAGAUGAAUAUGUGCUAUGGCAUAACAGAAGUGAAGAGGAACAAGCUGGAUCAGAGGUCUACUGUUGGGAUAUUGGUAGGCUACAGCCUUGUUACAAAAAGGGUAAGGAGGAACUUGAGAUUGAUGAUGAUGAAAUGAUAGAUUGCACUCAUGUAAGAGGAACAAGAUCACUUGCUGACAUCUAUCAAAGAUGCAACCUAGCUGUGCUGGAACUACAAGCUAUGAUGAAGCUGCAAAGCAUACAAGGCCUCAGUAAAAGUUUGAAUGAGCCUACUCUUUAUGUUCUGUCAACCAAUGACAAUCUGGUGUAUGUUUCUUUAUACGUGGAUGAUGUUUUGGUGAUUGGCAUUGAUGUUGAGCUGAUAAAAGACUUCAAAAAAGAAGAUGAUGAUGCAAUUUGA